This is a messenger RNA of Colletotrichum spaethianum, 990 nucleotides long. RefSeq lists its product as uncharacterized. The coding region runs from base 1 to 990 and encodes 329 amino acids. Gene Ontology annotation, molecular function: glycosyltransferase activity. The record is from RefSeq and is a predicted model, not a curated record. Gene Ontology annotation, biological process: protein O-linked glycosylation. Lineage: Eukaryota; Fungi; Ascomycota; Sordariomycetes; Glomerellales; Glomerellaceae. The transcript is spliced from 2 exons.
AUGUCUUUUAUGGGCUUUGCCGGUACUCUAGGUGCCGAAUGGUGUGACUAUUUGCUUGCAGACACCACUGCCAUCCCACCCGAAACCUUACGACCUUGGCGUGGCAACCUCACCGUCGGCGACGUCUUUGAGGACAAGACCGAAGAAGGCGAUGGGGACUGGAUGUAUUCGGAGAACGUCAUAUACUGUAAAGACACGUUCUUCUGCUGCGACCACGCACAGUCUAGCGACCCCGACGAACACAAGGUUUCGUGGGAAGAGGAGCAGCGGCGGCGCUGGAGGAUGCGCAAAGAACUCUUUCCCGAUUUGCCUGAUGAUACCAUCAUUAUGGGAAAUUUUAAUCAGCUAUACAAGAUUGAUCCCACAACAUUCCGUACGUGGUUGCGCAUCCUCUCAAAAGUGGACAAUGCUAUCCUAUGGCUUUUGCGAUUUCCUGAACUUGGAGAGACGAAUCUCAGGAGAACAGCAGAAGCCUGGGCGGGAGAAGAAGUGGCCAAACGAGUUCUCUUCACCGACGUGGCACCCAAGAAUCAGCAUAUAUCGCGAGCCCGUGUCUGCGACUUGUUUCUCGACACUCCCGAGUGUAACGCGCACACUACGGCCGCAGAUGUUCUGUGGUCCAGCACACCACUUCUGACAUUACCGCGAUAUCCAUACAAGAUGUGCUCGCGCAUGGCAGCAUCAAUAUUGAAGGGCGCAUUGCCCAACAGCCCUGAGGGAACCCAGGCGGCGGAAGACCUCAUUGCUAGUAGUGAAGAAGAGUACGAAGAGUUCGCCGUCCGACUGGCCAAGGGUCUUUCGUAUCGUUUGAGCCACAGCGGCUAUGGCGAGGGCCAGGGUCGUCUGGCAGUUUUGCGCAAAUUGCUUUGGGAUAACAAGUGGACCUGCGCCCUCUUCAACACCAGACGGUGGGUGGCCGACCUGGAGAGUGCUUAUGAUGAGGCAUGGCGACGUUGGGUGGCAGGUGAAACCGGAGACAUUUACCUGUAA